GAGCUCUGAAGCUGGGCGCGGGCCAUCAGGGAGAGGGGACAGCCCUGGCUUCCAGCUGCUGUCGCCACUGCGGGCCUGAGCCAAGUGGGGAUUUAAAGAGCAGUCCCCGCCUGGCCGGAGGCCCGGGAGGCAGCGGACUGAGACUGGUCGCAGCUGGUGGGAGGACUAGGAUUCCAGAUGGCAAAUUCUAUGAAUGGCAGAAAUCCUGGUGGUCGAGGAGGAAACCCCCGCAAAGGUCGAAUUUUGGGGAUUAUUGAUGCUAUUCAGGAUGCAGUUGGACCCCCCAAGCAAGCUGCAGCUGAUCGCAGGACUGUGGAGAAGACUUGGAAGCUCAUGGACAAAGUGGUAAGACUGUGCCAAAACCCCAAACUCCAGUUGAAAAAUAGCCCACCAUAUAUACUUGACAUUUUACCUGAUACAUAUCAGCACUUACGACUUAUAUUGAGUAAAUAUGAUGACAACCAGAAGCUUGUUCAACUGAGCGAGAACGAGUAUUUUAAAAUCUACAUUGACAGUCUAAUGAAGAAGUCAAAGCGAGCUAUCCGGCUCUUUAAGGAAGGCAAGGAGAGAAUGUAUGAAGAACAGUCGCAGGACAGACGGAAUCUCACAAAAUUGUCCCUUAUCUUCAGUCACAUGCUGGCAGAAAUUAAGGCAAUCUUUCCCAAUGGCCAGUUCCAAGGAGAUAACUUCCGUAUCACAAAAGCAGAUGCUGCUGAAUUCUGGAGGAAGUUUUUUGGAGACAAAACCAUUGUACCAUGGAAAGUCUUCAGACAGUGCCUGCAUGAGGUCCAUCAGAUUAGCUCUGGCCUGGAAGCAAUGGCUCUGAAAUCGACCAUUGAUUUAACUUGCAAUGAUUAUAUCUCAGUUUUUGAAUUUGAUAUUUUUACCAGGCUAUUUCAGCCCUGGGGCUCUAUUUUACGGAAUUGGAAUUUCUUAGCUGUGACACAUCCGGGGUAUAUGGCAUUUCUCACUUAUGAUGAAGUUAAAGCACGACUACAGAAAUAUAGCACCAAGCCCGGAAGCUACAUUUUCCGGUUAAGCUGCACCCGGCUGGGACAGUGGGCCAUUGGCUAUGUGACUGGGGACGGCAAUAUCCUGCAGACCAUACCUCAUAACAAGCCUCUAUUCCAAGCCCUGAUUGACGGUAGCAGAGAAGGCUUUUAUCUUUAUCCUGAUGGGCGAAGUUAUAACCCCGAUUUAACCGGAUUGUGUGAACCUACACCUCAUGAUCAUAUAAAAGUUACACAGGAACAAUACGAGCUAUAUUGUGAAAUGGGCUCCACUUUUCAGCUUUGUAAGAUCUGUGCAGAGAAUGACAAAGACGUAAAGAUUGAGCCUUGUGGACAUCUGAUGUGCACCUCGUGCCUUACUGCGUGGCAGGAGUCUGAUGGCCAAGGCUGCCCCUUCUGUCGCUGUGAGAUAAAAGGAACUGAGCCCAUCAUCGUGGAUCCCUUUGAUCCCAGAGACGAAGGCUCCAGGUGUUGCAGCAUCAUCGACCCUUUCAGUAUCCCCAUGCUUGACUUGGAUGAUGAUGACGAUCGAGAGGAGUCCUUGAUGAUGAACAGGCUGGCAAGUGUUCGAAAGUGCACUGACAGGCAGAACUCACCAGUCACAUCGCCAGGAUCCUCACCCCUUGCCCAGAGAAGAAAGCCUCAGCCAGACCCUCUGCAGAUCCCCCACCUCAGCCUGCCACCAGUGCCUCCUCGCCUGGAUCUCAUCCAGAAAGGCAUCGUCCGCUCUCCCUGUGGCAGCCCCACGGGGUCCCCAAAGUCUUCUCCAUGCAUGGUGAGAAAACAAGACAAGCCACUCCCAGCACCACCUCCUCCUUUAAGAGACCCUCCCCCUCCACCAGAGAGGCCUCCCCCAAUCCCACCUGACAACAGACUGAGCAGACACUUCCACCAUGGGGAAAGUGUGCCUUCCAGGGACCAGCCAAUGCCUCUUGAAGCCUGGUGCCCUCGGGACACCUUUGGGACUAAUCAGGUGAUGGGAUGUCGCAUCCUAGGGGAUGGCUCUCCAAAGCCUGGAGUCACAGCAAACUCCAACUUAAAUGGAAGACACAGUAGAAUGGGCUCCGACCAGGUCCUUAUGCGGAAACACAGACGCCAUGAUUUGCCUUCAGAAGGAGCUAAGGUCUUUUCAAAUGGACACCUUGCCAAUGAAGAAUAUGAUGUUCCUCCUCGGCUUUCCCCUCCUCCUCCAGUCACUACCCUUCUCCCUAGCAUAAAGUGUACUGGUCCAUUAGCAAAUUGUCUCUCAGAGAAAACAAGAGACACAGUAGAGGAAGAUGACGAUGAGUACAAGAUUCCUUCAUCCCACCCUGUUUCUCUGAAUUCACAACCAUCUCAUUGUCAUAAUGUCAAACCUCCUGUCCGGUCUUGUGAUAAUGGUCACUGUUUAUUGAAUGGAACUCAUGGUACGCCUUCAGAGAUGAAGAAAUCAAACAUCCCAGAGUUAAGCAUCUAUUUGAAAGGAGAUGUUUUUGGUUCAGCCUCUGAUCCAGUGCCAUUACCACCUGCCAGGCCUCCACCCCGGGACAACCCAAAGCAUGGUUCAUCACUCAACAAGAUGCCCUCUGAUUAUGAUCUUCUCAUCCCUCCAUUAGGUGAAGAUGCUUUUGAUGCUCUCCCCCCAUCUCUCCCUCCUCCCCCACCUCCUGCAAGACAUAGUCUCAUUGAACAUUCGAAACCUCCAGGCUCCAGUAGCCGACCUUCCUCAGGGCAGGACCUGUUUCUUCUUCCUUCAGAUCCUUUUUUUGACCCAGCAAGUGGCCAAGUUCCUUUGCCUCCUGCAAGGAGGGCACCAGGAGACAGCCUCAAACCCAACAGAGCCUCCCAGGACUAUGACCAACUCCCUUCAUCUUCAUCUUCAGAUGGUUCUCAAGCACCAGCUAGACCCCCCAAGCCUCGACCCCGCAGGACUGCACCGGAAAUUCAUCACAGAAAACCCCUUGGGCCCGAGGCAGCAAUGGAAAAUGUUGAUGCAAAAAUUGCAAAACUCAUGGGAGAGGGGUACGCCUUUGAAGAGGUGAAAAGAGCCUUAGAAAUUGCCCAAAAUAACGUGGAAGUGGCCAGGAGCAUCCUUCGAGAAUUUGCCUUCCCUCCCCCAGUCUCUCCACGUCUAAAUCUAUAGCAGCCGGAACUGCAACACCAAAGGGUAAAACAGUUGACAGAAUAUUCCAGGAGUACGGAACAGAAGGACUAAGAGGGAAUGCAGGAGCCACAGCAUCCUUUUGUGGGACAUCUCCAGAAGGGAGGCGGCCUGGAGUCCAGCUUCUGUGGAGAACACAGCUCCCUUAGGAUGCCCACACUGCAGCUUCUGUGUUUGUGCUAGCCAUACUUUUAAAUCAGGGUUGAACUGAUAAUAUAAUUUAAAGACGUUUACUCCCCUUGAACUUUGAAUCUGUGAAAUGCUUUUCCUUGUUUACACGUUGGCAGAAUUGAGGUUUGUCUCUGUUUUGGAUCCCUGUAUGGUGCUCCUGACAGGUCCUUCAUGGAGUUGGUCAUGUCUGCUGUAACCUUUUUCAUGCCCUCCUUUGCUGUCCACAGCGGCAGCAAAAUCACUUCUUUGUGUUGCUCUCCAUCCAGGCCCCACCUCACAUCCCCAGGUCCAGUUCCAUUGCUCCCAUUUACAUGACACGCUAAUCUGCAGGUUCUGAUUUUCAGUGUCUCAAAGUAAGGCAGAACGAGAAGGAAAAAUGUGUGGUCUUGUCUUCACUACUGAGUCUUUGGGAACCAUCACUGUUGAGAGGUGGGGGAAAACCUGAAUGUAUAAAGCAUUUAUUUGUCAAUAAACUGCCUUUUGUAAGGGGUUUUUAUAUCAUAUAGAAGAGCUUCCUUUGUUAGUGUAAGUUCUGUGACCUUUACUUUUCUAUGCUCUCCCUCUUGUAGCCCCAGGAGUGCCAUGAUGCUGUCGAAACAGGCUGGCAUGAGACAGCACUGUGCUACAUUACAAUAAUGAGAUCCCCUGAUAUUUAUGCCUGCAUCACUUUCAGGAGAGCUGGAAAGCAAGCGUGGCCAUCACCUCAACAUACGUUAAGACGCCUUUAGAGAAGGCCGCACACACAACUUUUCCAAGUGGAAUAGAGUCCGUUUUCUGUGUCUUGAUGUCACACUGGCUCCUCACAGUGUGCACGCCUCCUCCUGAGGCACUGAUGACUGUUAUGUGCCACUGCUACUGCGGCCAUGGUACUUGGAAAAAUCUUAGUGCCCUUUCUUCAGUCAAGUCAGGGUACCUAUUUACUCUGUGGGUUUUCUCAUUGAUUAUUCUUUCCGUGUUGCCCCAUUCAGUCAGAUGGAAGACUUAAACGCAAUUUUGCUUUUUAACAAAAUGAGUGGUUCUUCUGAAACCAUGGUAUUACUUUUAAUCUGAAAAUAUGUACUGACCAUCUGAAUGUGCUUUGCACUCUUUGGUUCGUUUGUAAAGCACAAACUAUCUCCAACAUAUACAUGUUUUUGAUGGUAAAUGUCUCUAAUCUGAUGGAUGAAGCACCGGAAAUUGACACUGGGGCUUCAGAACUCUAGAAAUUUCAGGGGUUUUUGUUUUGUUUCGUUUUUUGUUUUUCAUACAUAAUAAUGGGGAGAAGAAAAGAAUCAAAACUAUCUCCAUGGCAAAAUGCUUGAACCACAUCUAGAGACUUUCUAAAGAUGGACUUAGUUGAAGGUUUGCGGAGGUUUGUACCACUCCUUAUUCCACACCCAGAAAUGUCGCAGAUAAUGAGCCCUAGGGAGAAGAAAGACCAUUGGGUCGAUCUGCUGGAGUUGGGGUGUAAACGACUCAGCAACAAAGCCAUGUUUGCCCAGGAAUGGAAUCCAGGACAUUCCUUUGUAGUCUGGCUUUCACAGGAUGAGACAAGACUUGAGGAUCCAUAGUCUUUGCCUAAUUUAGAUUUGUUCAGAUGGUCCUAUGCUGCUUCUCCCACCAGAGGGAUAUUUUUUAAUUUCCUUAGAUGCUGUUCCUUAUAAAGAGCUAUGAGUACAGUUUUUUUAUAUAUACUUUAUACAAUUGGCUCUUUGCUGUUUUAGUUUCUGCCCAUAUCUUUUUUUCUUUUUCUUAACUUGUUUUAUAGGUUCAGACAUCAUAUUUCUUGGCAACAGUGUGCACAGCCUAAGACUCAAAGUUGCCUGUUUGCUGUCCUAACGUUGUUAGAACAUCCUUGAUAGAUUAGGGGGCAAUGUAAGACAAGCACCUAGGACCCAUAGCAUAUUCUUGUCCACUUCUUAGGUCAUACUUAAGACUUUCAGAAAGAAUUUAAAAGCUAAAGAUUUCAUGACACCCUUUAUUUGGACCUGAGGUUAAGAAAGAAAAUAAAUAAGUUUCUGAAUUGUACCAAGGUCUUCCCCUAUGGCAAUGGCCAGUCUUGUCAUUAAAUUGAAUCCAAUGAGUCAUACGUUAAGACAAUGAAGACAGAUAACAUGAACACUCACAGGAUUUGUUUGAAGACAUAAUUCAAAUUAAUUUUCAUAAUGAAACAGACUAUUAGUUAAUAUUUGAAAUAAUCCAAACUUUGUUCCCUCUGACCCAGAAAGUUAGAUCUUCCUCCCAGUGCUCAAGAAUGGAUAAUAAAAUUACCUUAGGUCAGUAUUUAGUAUGACCUAUACACUCAAAACAAAUUAUGGCCAAUUUUAGCCCCUACCUACCUGCAAAUUUUUCUGGGUGUUAAGGACAUGGCAUCCAUCUCCAGUGAUAUUCCAGUAAUUGUGUUUCCCCCCUUUGGGAGAUUAUUUUGUUGUUGUUUUCUCUCUCUCUCUGUCUCUCUCUCUCUCUUCCUAUCUAUCUCUAUCUCUGAUAUAUCACAGCCAAAUUUUCUAGAACCAAAUCCAAUCAUUUUAAUGUUUAACUUGAGCUUGCUUCCACAAUUAUAGUUGUUAGCCCUUCCUACUUUCCCCUAACCUUCAGUGCAAUAGAGCCCUAUUACAGCCUCCAAAGGUCUGUUUUCUAACUUAGCAUUUCUCACACCAAGGAUACAUGCAAAGCUUUCUUCAUAAUGUGAACUCCUUAAUUGUUCAGUUCCAGAAGCAUUUCCUGUAUUUUGAACGUGACUUUGCCUCUCGGAUUUUCAACUUGAAGCUUUAGUUUGCACUGAAUUAUCUCACCUGGUUUUAAAAUGUUUCAAAUGGACUGAUUUGGAAGUAAAAUGUGGUAUAUUUUAAAUAUUAAUGCAGGUACUGCCUGUAAGCCUGGAAUGUUAGCAUUUUGAGGAAGAGGUUCUGGAAAAAGACAGCAAUAGAAAGAAAGGUUUUCUUCCCAACUCCCAUUUUUAUUGUUUUGAAAUGCAUUUUUGUAAACGUGUUUAAUGUGGCAAAAUAGUUAUGUGUUCAAUUAAUUUAUAUUUUAUUCAUUCUUUUGUUUUUUCAAUUCUGAAUAUGUAACCUCAAGUACUUUAUCUGUUCUUUUAAGGUAUUUUAUAAAAAUGAAUGUUGACAAAUGGAGUUUGUAUGUUAUUAUUCCAAUAAGCACAAAUAUUUCCUUGA
Phodopus roborovskii (desert hamster) is the source of this 6473-nucleotide messenger RNA. It is a transcript of the gene Cblb, whose product is annotated as Cbl proto-oncogene B. The transcript is spliced from 19 exons. The record is from RefSeq and is a predicted model, not a curated record. Gene Ontology annotation, molecular function: receptor tyrosine kinase binding; SH3 domain binding; ubiquitin protein ligase activity. Bases 178 to 3132 code for a protein of 984 amino acids. Lineage: Eukaryota; Metazoa; Chordata; Mammalia; Rodentia; Cricetidae. Gene Ontology annotation, biological process: negative regulation of epidermal growth factor-activated receptor activity; cell surface receptor signaling pathway. Gene Ontology annotation, cellular component: membrane raft; plasma membrane.